Messenger RNA from Rhodamnia argentea, 2812 nucleotides. Its product is annotated as protein INVOLVED IN DE NOVO 2. The coding region runs from base 526 to 2538 and encodes 670 amino acids. Gene Ontology annotation, biological process: gene silencing by siRNA-directed DNA methylation. Lineage: Eukaryota; Viridiplantae; Streptophyta; Magnoliopsida; Myrtales; Myrtaceae. The transcript has 10 exons. The record is from RefSeq and is a predicted model, not a curated record.
CGCGAUCUCAGAUUCGCCUAAGUAGAGGCUCUCCACUGCCUCCACGCGUCAUUCGGUUGACCGAGUCCCGUCCUCCACCUCUGUCCGCUCAGCUGUCACCUGAUUGGUCGACAGCACCGGGAAGGAAAAGGUUCCUGCUUUGCUUCAUCGGUUUUAGAACCCACUUGUCAAAUUUCUUGUUUAUGUCUUUCCCUCUUGUUUUCUUCGCCUUUUCUUGAGAAUCUCUGCACGACAAAAUUUGUGCGCAGAUCCAAGUUCACGCACCUCUGCGCGCCUGCUGUCUUCUCUAUCUAUCUCUCUCUCUCUCUCUCUCUCUCCGCCACUGACGCCACUGUGGACUGUGGAGUAAGGGCAGCACCCGUUCGUCUUUGUCGUGUGAUGGAAUUAUUAAUGCCCUUUUGACAGUCCCAGUCGUUGCGCUGGUUCUUGACGAAACCCCCCGCGAAAACCCUCGACUCCGGUGUUGAAGAGUCGCAUCCCACAAUCUCCAGAGACUCUAAUCUCUUCGAGUGGCGAUUAAGCUGCAUGAUCGUUGUAUUGUUAGGAAUGGGGUGGGGCUGGUUCCAAUUGGUUUCGCAUUGUUCUGACUUUUUGGGUAUCAAAAAAAUGGGAAGCUUAUCUGAUCACCAAUCCGAUGGGGAUACAGACAUUAGUGAUUCCGACAUGGAUGAUUAUGAAGAUAAAUCAUAUGAAGAGCUGAAGAGUGGGAAUCACCAGGUCAAAGUUUCAGAUGAGGCAUUUGCAUGCCCCUACUGUCCCAAAAAGAGAAAGAGAGAUUACCAAUAUAAUGAACUGCUACAGCAUGCUUCCGGGGUGGGCAAGAGUUCCUCGGAAAAGAGAAGUACAAAAGAGAAGGCCAAUCACCUAGCUUUGGCAAAGUACCUGGAAAAAGAUCUAUCGGGCGUGGCCGGUCCUUCAAAACUUGUUGAUGAGGGUAAAGCUCCAAUUGGCUGUAGCCAUGACGAUAUGUUUGUCUGGCCAUGGAAAGGAGUAGUCAUGAACAUUCCUACUCGACGAGGGGAAGAUGGGCGUUACGUCGGCGAGAGUGGGUCCAAGUUGCGGGAUGAGCUGACGAGAAGAGGCUUCAAUCCUACGAGGGUUCACCCGCUUUGGAAUUACCGGGGUCACUCUGGAAGUGCAGUGGUGGAAUUCAACAAAGGUUGGCCAGGCUUGCACAAUGCCAUGUCAUUCGAGAAGGCUUAUGAAGCAGACCAUCAUGGCCGCAACGAUUGGUAUGCUGAGGGUACCCCACAAGUCGGGCUUUAUGCAUGGGUUGCCCGUGCCGACGACUAUAAUUCAAAUAGUAUUGUUGGGGAGCACUUACGCAAGAUUGGUGACCUGAAAACCAUUCCGGAGAUUAUGGAGGAAGAGGCUCGAAAGCAGGAUAUGCUUGUCUCUGAUUUGACAAACAUAAUAGAGGUGAAGAAUAAGUACAUGCAGGAGAUUGAAGAAAGGUGUAAUGAGACAUCAAAGUCUCUGAAUGUCAUAAUGACAGAGAAGGAUAAGCUUCAUCAAUCUUAUGAUGAAGAAUUGAGAAAAAUACAGACAAGUGCACACGAUCACUAUCGGAGAAUUUUUAGUGAUCAUGAGAAGCUUAAGUUCCAACUAGAAUCCCUCAAAAAGGACCUAGAAGUGCGUGGACAGGAGUUGGAGAAGCGUGAUGCACACAAUGAGAUUGAGAGAAAGAAGCUAUUGGAAGAGAUUGCAGAGAAUUCCCAGAAAAACAGUUCGCUUGAAUUGGCUGCUUUGGAGCAACAGAAAGUUGAUGAGAAAGUCAUGAAACUGAAUGAAGAUCAGAAGAGGCAAAAAGAGCAACUUCAUAAUCGAAUAAUUCAACUGCAAAAGCAGCUUGAUGCAAAACAAGCCUUGGAAUUGGAAAUUGAAACACUGAAAGGGUCAUUAAAAGUCAUGAAGCACAUGGAAGACGAGGAUGAUGCUGAAAUUUUGAAAAAAGUAGACGUUUUGCUGUCGGAUCUGAGGGAAAAGGAGGCGAAUCUUGAGGAUGUAGAAGCACUGAACCAAACUCUCAUAGUGAAGGAACGUAACAGCAAUGAUGAGCUUCAAGAGGCUCGCAAAGAAUUGAUCACUGUACUAAAAGACAUUGGUUCUAGCAAAGCACACAUUGGUGUGAAGAGAAUGGGAGAACUUGACAGUGAACCAUUCCUUGAAGCGAUGAAGUUGAUUUAUAAUGAAGAAGAAGCAGAGGAAAAAACGUUAGAGCUCUGCUGUCUGUGGGAGGAAUAUUUGAAAGAUCCAGACUGGCAUCCCUUCAGAGUUAUUGAGGUUGAGGGGAAGCAUCAGGAAAUAAUUGAUGAUCAAGAUGAGAAGUUGAAUACUCUGAAGAGAGAAAUGGGUGAUAAAGUGUACCGGGCAGUCACGGCAGCACUCAAGGAGGUAAAUGAGUACAAUCCAAGCGGAAGAUACAUAAUUUCGGAGCUAUGGAACUAUAAAGAGCGGAGAAAAGCUUCGCUCAGAGAAGGAAUUGAUUUCCUUCUGACGCAAUUGAACACACCUAAACCCAGGAGGGGAAUGUCUUGAAGCAGGACUGCAAAAUACGAGGGGGGCGGAACGCGGCAAUUCCUGUGAAGCUCUAGCAAUGUCUCGCCAGAAGAUUGAUAUUUCCAUAACUGGUGACCGGCAAUGCCCAUUCCGAAUAAAGCAAUUAUCUGUGAGUCAUGGCAUGGUUUAUAUUGUAGGUCAUUCUGUGCCCAAUAGCACAGAAACUUUCCGGUUUUCCAUGUAAUUAAUUUGUACGGGGAGGCUUAACUGACUGCGUACGAGGAUUGAAUCUUAAACUUAAAUUGUCUACUGA